This is a messenger RNA of Penaeus chinensis, 1456 nucleotides long. RefSeq names its product cubilin-like. Bases 150 to 1019 code for a protein of 289 amino acids. NCBI's taxonomy places the organism in Eukaryota, Metazoa, Arthropoda, Malacostraca, Decapoda, Penaeidae. The transcript is spliced from 7 exons. The record is from RefSeq and is a predicted model, not a curated record.
CCCGUCCGCCAGCCGACCUCUUACCAUUCCCUCCCUCCUGCCUCCAGAAGAAGCUCCGUCGGGAUUCGAGCGUUUCUUCCCGUCCCCUGUUCCCUCAGUGCAGGGCGAAACCGUCACCCCACCGACUUCCCGAACCGCCUUUGGACAAGAUGAUAUUACACCUGGUCGUGGCGGCGGCGAUGGCCGUGGCCACUACCCGCGCCUGGCCCAUUUCGCCUCUGGGGGACUAUCUGCGAGGAGAAAUAGAAAAUCAGAAUGUUACUUGCGGGGACGACGUCAAAUUUUGGGUUCAUAAAGAUUCAAUUAAACUAAACUUCCUCGGCUCGACCUCCCACCUUGGUAUCCCCCCCAGCUGCUCCGUCAAAAUUCGCAUCGAUGUGGACGACCUAAGUCUUGAGAAAUACGGUCUGCGGUUCACGGGGGUUUUCGACUUCAAAGACCAACUCAAUGUCAACGAGGAGUGUUCCUCUUCCAGCCUAACAAUCACCGACAUGGAUGAUGAGCAGGACGAAACGGGAACAAAGACUGUCACCUGCGGCCACGGAGAAGUCACCUACCACACCUCGCAGGACUCGACUAACGUCCAAUUCGUAACGGGUCCUCAGGGCGCCACUGGACUCGGCUUCAGUCUCUUGGUUGAGCCGCAUUACCUCUGCGGGGGACGCGUCACUACGAGCACGACCAUUAGCUCACCUGAUUAUCCUAAGCCUUACCCGAUCGAUAUAGGUUGUUUCUGGUUCAUACAGGGCGAAGAGAUAACACUUCGUUUUCUAGAUUUCGAUCUCUAUCCGAAAAAAUGCAACGACUUACUUGAGAUCCAGACUUUGCAAGGCGAACGCGACGUCUAUUGCGCAUCGAAAAUGAUGGGCAAAGUCAUGAAAUACAAUGGGCCAAUUUAUAUGAAAUUCCGGUCUUCGAAACGUCGGGCGAAUGUGAAUAAAGGAUUUAACUGCAAAGUUUCUAUUAAGUCUUCAAAGAAGAGUUUGCCAAAUAUGUUAUCAAAGUUUUAUGAAGAGUAAAAUAUCCUAAUCUUACUCUUUGUAAAACACAUUUCAAGGACUUCAAAUGACACACUCAAAAGUACUAGACACACUACUCCAUCAUGCAUUCAUUAUCCAACAAUAAAAUAAGCACUGAACAAAAUUACAAGAUACAAGUACACAUAAAAGAAUAACAUAGCAAAAAAAGAAGAAAAAAAAGAAAAUAGAAUAAUGUCAUUUUCAUUAGUUAAUCAUAUUUAGUCAAAUAUUUACAAGCACUUUUUUCUUUAGUUUUCGACUCACCUUUGUUUUGAACGUGUUAGAGAAAUAUAAUCUCAUUGUGAAAAAGAUGCUUUAGGACGUAAUGUUUAUCCUGAAUUCAUUGGAAUGAUGCAACCCCAUCUCUGUGUAACUAGCAAUGGCACAUCCUUGGAGCAUUGUAACCUAAGUGAAAGCAAUAAAAUUUCUAAAUUGGC